CAGCACUCUAAAAUUAUCUAAAGCUGCGGAACGGAUCGAGGUUAUGUGGUGUGUUUUUCGUGGUAGGGGUUUGGUGCAGAAACGCGAGCUCGCCGUUGACGGUGUGCGCGAGUUCCCGUGUGUAUCCUUACGCGCUCGAGCAGCCGUUAAGAUCUGCGCGCUGAUUGGCUGCAGCCAAGGAGGACGCUUUAAUACUUAUGGUGCUGUGGUUGGCUGCAGACUGUAAAGGUUCAAGCUAUUUUUUUUACAGCUUAGUGUCUGUGGCACCGUAAUUAAUUGUAGCUAGCCGUCUCUUAUCGAUGCGUUUGGAAGGAACAUGAAAUAACUGUUGUGUUGUGGUGGUUUUUUUUUUUCCUUUUUUAAUCAAAGGACUUUUACCGGUCGGCCUUAGAGAUUAGAGAUCCACUUGUGCUGCUUCUGCUGCUGCUGCUCUUUACUGCUACUACUGUUGGUUGCUAUUUCUACCUUUACGUGUAAUGUUGGAUAUGGGAGAACGGAAAGAAGUGAAAAUGAUUCCCAAAUCAUCGUUCAGUAUAAACAGCCUGGUGCCUGAAGCGGUCCAAAGUGACAACCACCACAGGACCAUCAACGAAGAAGAAGAGAAAAUCCCUUUACCAAUCGCACAGGAGGCGAAGUCGGAGAACACUUGCUCUAAAAGUGACAAUCCCGAACCAACUUGCACGGACGAUAAGGAAAAACAGGAGGAAAAAAAAGACUCCAAAGAGAGCGAGGGAGGCAAAGACGGCGAGAAGAAAAACGGCAAGUACGAAAAACCUCCUUUUAGCUAUAAUGCCUUAAUCAUGAUGGCCAUCCGGCAGAGUCCGGAGAAACGACUAACCCUGAACGGCAUUUACGAGUUUAUUAUGAAAAAUUUUCCAUACUACCGGGAAAACAAGCAGGGCUGGCAGAACUCCAUCAGGCAUAACCUGAGUUUAAACAAGUGCUUUGUCAAAGUUCCGCGGCAUUACGAUGACCCGGGCAAAGGGAACUACUGGAUGCUCGACCCUUCAAGCGACGACGUGUUCAUUGGGGGCACGACGGGAAAACUUAGGCGGAGAUCGACCACGUCGCGGGCCAAGCUGGCGUUCAAGCGCGGCGCACGUCUCACCUCCACCGGCCUCACGUUCAUGGAUAGAGCUGGCUCUCUCUACUGGCCAAUGUCGCCGUUCCUUUCGUUGCACCAUCCCAGGGCAAGCGGAGCCCUGAGCUACAACGGCACCUCCUCGGCCUACCCGAGUCACCCGAUGUCCUAUAGCACCAUGCUGACGCAGAACGGUUUGAGCAACAACCACUCGUUCCCGACCUCAAACGGUCUGAGUGUGGACAGACUCGUGAAUGGAGAGAUUCCCUACGCCACACAUCACCUGACCGCGGCUGCUCUGGCCGCAUCUGUGCCCUGUGGCCUCUCAGUGCCCUGCUCAGGGACCUACUCCCUCAAUCCGUGCUCAGUGAACCUGCUGGCGGGACAGACCGGCUAUUUCUUUCCCCAUGUGCCGCAUCCUUCCAUGGGUUCGCAAGGCAGCACGUCGAUGAGCUCCCGCACCGGUUCUUCUUCUUCGCCACAAGCUGCUGCGUCUCUCCCGUGUGAGUCUUUAAGGCCUACACUACCGAGCUUCUCAUCGGGACUUUCCGCCGGACUGUCUGAUUACUUCACACAUCAGAAUCAAGGCUCAACCUCCAAUCCUCUUAUACACUAACUUGUCAUCCCGAAGGAUGAAGACUUGACCCUGCACAAGAAAAUCUGUGCAAACAAAAGGAAGCGGCUGUCGUCUCUCCUUCCCCAUCUGGGCGGAACACGCAGGCCAUCGCCGCCAAUUUCACAGCCCAAUUAUCUACUUGCAUUCAGGGGAGUUGACUAAACAAACAGCGGCCCCGCUGCGCCCCGAGAGCUUGCCGAGUCACACGAGACCUCAGCGAGAUCAAUCCUAAACGCAGCAGCAACUCCGAGCAUCACCACUGCAUGCAUACGUUAUGGGCCAAUCGAUCACUAUACGCGCCUUAAAGCGAAUCCGUUUAUGCACCUGUUUACUUAUUUGUCCUCGACUUAAUUACGCACCCACUCAGUCUGAGUAUUGACCCAGCGUUGGGCCAAAGUUGUUUAUAGCAAUUAUGAGUCACGUUUCACUUUUCUUUUGGUUUUCUUCCUUCCUUCCCUCCCUCCCUCCAUCUCUCUCCCUUUUAUAAACCGCAUUGCCAGACUGUCGUGGUCAGACCACUGUCAAUUGCUCUUGUGCUGCUAUUAGGGCAGACAUGGCUUGGGCGCCUGAAAUGGGGAAAAAAUCAAUGCCAUUGUGAUUAGACCGAUGACAGCAAAUUCACAGUUUCAUCCGGGAGUGUUCAGACAGAGACGAGGUGUGCGGCAAAUAAGGCGCACUUGUCUGCACACAAAGAAAAAGUCCUCCCGUCUUUGUUUAUAAGGUGUAAAGAUUCGACAAUGAUUGCUGGCUUUCUGGAGACAUUCUGGCCGUUUUCAUCGUCAGCAUCGCAUGAAAGGAGAUUUUAGUGCAACUUUAUAAUCUUCUGCGACUUUUUUCUCCUAUACACGAUUUAAAUCAAUAAUUCACUAUACAUCUAAUUCAACUAAAAUGCGCCGACUAUUUAGCUGAACUUAUAAUAGUAUAUAUAAUAAUUUAUAUAAAAUAAUAAAUGCACAAUUGUAACAUAUUGUUUAAAACCCGAGUCAAUGCAAAAAAAAAAAAAAAAAGAACACAAUUCUGUCAAAAGUCAAAUUAUGGUCUUAAAAAAAGGAAAAGUAAAACUCAGCUAACCUAUUUUGACAUAUUUGUCACUACAGGGAGUUGAGCCUUUUGUUUAUUAAUCGCGUGAUCUUGUUUGGAGUAACUUUGCGGAACGGAAAAUGGAAACACCCCUCCUGCAUGCGGGGCGGAUAUUAUUAAGCAGCGUGGGGAGGCUCAGUUCACGUCACGCGGCCUUCCUGAGCUGAACGCGGCGGGACCGCGCGCGCGCUCUAACGGGCCAAUUGGCGUCGCGGAGCGCGCUUUUCUGCUUGCCAAUCGGCAGCGCUCCUCUUACUGCGGCUGCCAUGGCAACCCGCUCUUUAACCGGCAGCCCCCUCACAUUAUAGCGUCGCGCUCUUCCGUCGUGAUUGGUGACUCGGGGAACCAAACGAGGGGAGAGCUGUUUCCGCAAAACACGAGACAUCAUUUUGUGAGUGUGUGUGUGUGUGUGUGUGUGUGUGUGUGUCAAAGAAAAAAAAAGACAUCACUCGUCUCACGUUCCCGUGAUGAGGCACACAGAAAAGCAGACAGGAACAAGAUAAGACAAGGCCAGCUGCGAAUGUGAAUUUGCUCCGAGGCAUCUGUUUGGGGUUACAGUUGGGCAUAAAAUUGGAAUGGUGGCAACACAGUUUUGUUUAGUCUAGCUUAGUCGUGUGCUCAAACCAGCGCCACUGCAGUACACACUUACGUGUACAGAAGGGCCCACAUUCGCAAGGAAAAGCCACAAAGUUGUCCAGCAUUAUAAUACACUCAGAAAUAAAGGUAGGCCUACCAAAGUGUACUUUUCCUUGUCACUGGAUGACACCAUGAAGGGUGCAUCCUGUCUACCUUUCUACCAUUUUUACUACCUGGCAUGUUGUGUACUUUUAAUUUGCUUUUAGUAUAAAGUUUUAAAUCUGCAUCGGUGAUCCUUAGGGUUUAUUUAUGUGCUUUAAAAUAUUGUUGAGCAUAGAGUAUAUUUACAUAUUUGGGUUUAAGAACAUAGAAAAGGUAAAGAAAAAAAUGGCAUCACUUCAGGCGUAAGUAACAGUACAGAAUGGUGUCAUUAUACCUUAUUUGUAUAGCAUUAGCCUCUAGAUGCACACUAUUAUACUUUUAUUUAUUUAUUUUUAUUUUUUACAUUGUACAGCUUCCGGUAGCUCUGCAGUGUGGCUCGUCAUCUUAGCCCUGUGUUAUCACCAGCUCUGGCCAAGAAUGCUCUCAUAUAUCAACCUGCAGGCCACACUGAGCCAUUUUUGCCCAGUAAAGUGAUAUCACGGGGUGUCAUGCUGAAAAUUAGACUUGGAUUUGAGUGAAGAGACUCCCUCCACAUGGUGAACCUGCGUGCCAGAGAACCCUUUAUCCAACACAGAUGUGCUGAAAUAUAUACAAGAUUCAGACGAGUAAUCUGUGCAGACGAACCCAAAAAUUAAUCACGCCUGUUUAUGGUUAGUCUAGGGUUAUAAUGGGGUCAUCUAAACAUGUGAUUG
Molecule: messenger RNA, 4207 nt
Organism: Silurus meridionalis
Lineage: Eukaryota; Metazoa; Chordata; Actinopteri; Siluriformes; Siluridae
Gene: foxg1a
Product: forkhead box G1a
Exons: 2
Coding region: 477-1697 (406 amino acids)
Biological process (GO): regulation of transcription by RNA polymerase II
Cellular component (GO): nucleus
Molecular function (GO): sequence-specific double-stranded DNA binding; DNA-binding transcription factor activity
Source: RefSeq, a predicted model, not a curated record